AUGUCUUCCCCCAACCCGGAGGAUACCCUGCAAGAACCUGAGCCCAAGCCUUCAAGCUCCAAGAAGAAAAAGAAGAAAAGAAAGUGGCAACAGCUAGAGGCCAGCAUCCAGGCCCUCACCAGGGCUGGCCAUGGGGCCCUCCUGGCUGGCUGGAACCAUGAGGCCUUGACCAGCUUCCAGAGGGCCUUCCUCCUGGCCUCCAGGGUCCCACAAAAAAGAGACACCUCUCUUCUUCGGGCUUGUGCCUUCAACCUGGGUGCUGCCUAUGUGGAGACCGGGGACCCAGGCAGAGGCCUUGGGCUGCUCCUAAGAGCCCAGCCUGAAGAGAAGGCACAGGGCAGGUGCCAUGGUGACCAGUGUUUCAAUGUGGCUUUGGCCUACCACGCCCUGGGCAACCUGCCUCAAGCUUUGGCCUGGUACCACAGGGCCCUGGGCCACUACCAGCCACUAGGUGACCAGGGGCAAGCCCAGGCAAAAAUGGGAGCCUGCUACCAGGCUCUGGGACAGCCCGAACUAGCAGCUCACUGCCUACAGGAAGCAGGCAGGACCUAUGCCCACGCAGGACAGCCCCAGGCUGCAGCCCUGGCACUGGGGGCCGCGGCAGUGUGUAUGCUGAAGAGUGGGCAGCACAGCGUGUGGGAAGUGGUGCAGGUGCUGGAGGAGAGUCGGAGGCUUGCUGAGAUGAGUACUGAGCGAGGACUGCUGGGGCAACUCUAUAAUGACCUAGGCCUGAGCUACUCCCAGCUGCAGCUGUUCCCACUAGCAGCAGAGGCCUUCCUGCAGGCCCUCCCCUUAUGCCGGGGACUAGGGGAGAAGGCCACGGUUCUGAGAAACCUUGGAAUGGCCCACAAUGCCCUUGGCAACUAUCAGGAAGCCCGGGAGUUUCACCAGAAGGCUGCUAUCCUGCAUGGCUCUGUGGGGCAGCGGUGGGAGCAAGGUCGGAGCUUUGGCAGCCUGGCAUUUGCACUGAGCCAAUUGGGGGACGACAAGGCGGCCAGAGACAGCUACCUACAUGCACUGCAGGCUGCCCAGGACACUGGAGACAUGAAGGGGCAGUGGCAGGCCUGCGAGGGUCUGGGGGCUGCUGCAGCUAGACUGGGGCAGCAUGAUCAGGCCUUGAGGUACUAUAAGGAAGCACUGGCCCGGUGUCAGAAGGAGCCAGACUUUGUGCGAGAGCGGCUAGUGGCGAAGCUGGCAGAUGCCAUGAAGACCCUUUUGGCCCAGGGUGGGCUGGACCCGACUCAUACCCUGACCUCAGCUCCAGGGAGGCCUCAGGCUCCAGGUGGAGCCGGCCCAGCAGGGACUCCAGCCAGGGUGGCAAGGGGCCCAGCAGAAGCGAAGUACAGAUCUUUGAGUGGGUGGGAAGACUAA
This is a messenger RNA of Phyllostomus hastatus (greater spear-nosed bat), 1371 nucleotides long. RefSeq names its product tetratricopeptide repeat domain 24 (gene TTC24). The record is from RefSeq and is a predicted model, not a curated record. Bases 1 to 1371 code for a protein of 456 amino acids. The transcript has 7 exons. Gene Ontology annotation, molecular function: protein binding. Lineage: Eukaryota; Metazoa; Chordata; Mammalia; Chiroptera; Phyllostomidae.